AAGCUCACUGCCUGCUGCUCCUGGACACCUGUUACCAUGAGGUUCCUGAUCCUGUUCCUAGCCCUGUCCCUAGGAGGGAUUGAUGCUGCACCUCCUGUCCACUCUCGAAUUGUUGGAGGAUUUAAAUGUGAGAAGAAUUCCCAACCCUGGCAUGUGGCUGUGUACCGUUACAACGAAUAUAUAUGCGGGGGUGUCCUGUUGGAUGCCAACUGGGUUCUCACAGCUGCCCACUGCUAUUACGAAGAGAACAAGGUUUCCCUAGGAAAAAACAACCUAUACGAAGAGGAACCCUCUGCUCAGCACCGAUUGGUCAGCAAAAGCUUCCUUCACCCUGGCUACAACAGGAGCCUCCAUAGAAACCACAUCCGACAUCCUGAGUAUGACUACAGCAAUGACCUGAUGCUGCUCCGCCUCAGCAAGCCUGCUGACAUCACAGAUGUUGUGAAGCCCAUCGCCCUGCCUACUGAGGAGCCCAAGCUGGGGAGCACAUGCCUUGCCUCAGGCUGGGGCAGCACUACACCUUUCAAGUUCCAAAAUGCAAAAGAUCUCCAGUGUGUGAACCUCAAGCUCCUGCCUAAUGAGGACUGUGGCAAAGCCCACAUAGAGAAGGUGACAGAUGUCAUGCUGUGUGCAGGAGAGACAGAUGGAGGCAAAGACACUUGCAAGGGAGACUCAGGAGGCCCACUGAUCUGUGAUGGUGUUCUCCAAGGUAUCACAUCAUGGGGCUUUACCCCAUGUGGUGAACCCAAAAAGCCGGGCGUCUACACCAAACUUAUUAAGUUUACCUCCUGGAUCAAAGACACUAUGGCAAAAAACCUCUGAGUGAUACACUGUCUGCCUUUCUCAAUAAAAUUCACUAUGCAACAAAUG
Mus musculus (house mouse) is the source of this 870-nucleotide messenger RNA. RefSeq names its product kallikrein 1-related peptidase b9 (gene Klk1b9). The record is from RefSeq and is marked reviewed. Gene Ontology annotation, biological process: proteolysis. The transcript is spliced from 5 exons. Gene Ontology annotation, molecular function: serine-type endopeptidase activity. Bases 37 to 822 code for a protein of 261 amino acids. NCBI's taxonomy places the organism in Eukaryota, Metazoa, Chordata, Mammalia, Rodentia, Muridae.